Molecule: messenger RNA, 1224 nt
Organism: Daphnia magna
Lineage: Eukaryota; Metazoa; Arthropoda; Branchiopoda; Diplostraca; Daphniidae
Exons: 1
Coding region: 1-1224 (407 amino acids)
Molecular function (GO): catalytic activity
Source: RefSeq, a predicted model, not a curated record
AUGACUAGUUUAACCAAUCCGAACUUCAAAUGCCUACAAUGGAAUGUCAGAGGCCUGAUAAAAGCAAAACUAGAAGAGUUUCGAAAUUUUUUGUCCUUGGUUAACCCAGAAGUUGCCCUACUAAGCGAAACCCACUGGAACAGUGGAUUUGCUCCUAAGUUUAAACACCACCACAUCCUCAAGAAGGACCGCCUCAACAGAUUGGGGGGAGGUGUGGCCAUCCUUAUCCGUAAAACACUGCACUUCACACCUAUUCAUCUACACACACGGGACACCGUUGAAGCUAUCGAUGCCAGCGUUAUCUGCACAAACAAAAAACAAAUUGACUUCAUAUCAACGUACGUCCCCAAAGGUGACUGCAAGAUGGAAGAUAUAGAAGACCUACUGAACAGGACCAAUGACUUCGUGAUCGGUGGAGACUUCAACGGCCAUCACUCCUUAUGGGAAACCGAUACCAACGAAAAUAAAGCAGGAAGAUCCAUCAACGAAGCGCUAGCAAACAGCGACAACGCAUGCCUGAUAACCCCAGUUAACCUCAACACCCGCAUAGACCCCGCCACUGGAAAAUCGACAACGAUCGACUUGACGUUCACAUCACCAGCGCUAGUCACGUCCGCAACAACCAUCCCAGGACCCUAUAUGGGCAGCGACCACCUACCGAUAAUCACCACCAUUAACGCCGCGCCCAGCCGAAGUUCAAACCGCCCCGUAACAUGUAUAAUAGACGAGGACAAGUGGCCCCCAUGGAACCAACAUAUGGACGGGCUCCUCGCUAAACAUAAUUUCACCACAAUUACUGACCCAGAAACGGCUUUUAAAACGCUCAUGGAUAGCCUCGAGGAAAGCAACGCUAAAUACUUCAAAAAAACUGACCCAACAAGGCAACCGGAGGCAUGCAAGGACCCAGCGCGACCAUGGUGGAAUGAAGCAUGCAAGAAUUUCGUAAAAGCCGCCCGAAGAGCCUUCAGAGAAUGGAGAGAAUCCCCCCUAUCCCUCAGCAAACGCGAAAAAUGGAAAAAAGCCGAAGCAGAGAAAAGAAGAUCAAUAAUAAAAGCGAAAAAAGAAGCGUGGAACACCUUUGUCUCCAGCCUGGGCCCCAACGACAAGCCGAAGAUGUGGGCAUUCGUCAAAAACAUGGCAGGCAAGGGCUCAGAUUCAUUCGCGGAUGGCUGCGCUAUCAUUCUAAACGAUACCGUGUACAGCACCCUCCAGGAGAAAUCCUAG